AUGGCGGAGGAGGCGCGCGUGUCGCGCUGGUACUUCGGUGGGCUGGCGUCAUGCGGGGCCGCCUGCUGCACGCACCCGCUGGACCUGCUCAAGGUGCACCUGCAGACGCAGCAGGAGGUGAAGCUGCGCAUGACGGGCAUGGCGCUGCAGGUGGUGCGCUCUGACGGCAUCCUGGCGCUCUACAACGGACUGAGCGCCUCCCUCUGCAGACAGAUGACCUACUCCCUGACUCGGUUUGCCAUCUACGAGACCGUGCGGGACCAGGUGACCAAGGGCAGUGAGGGCCCCUUGCCCUUCUACAAGAAGGUCUUGCUGGGCUCCAUCAGCGGUUGCAUCGGCGGCUUUGUGGGGACCCCUGCGGACAUGGUCAACGUCAGGAUGCAGAAUGACAUGAAGCUGCCCCAGAAUCAGCGCCGAAACUAUGCCCACGCCCUGGACGGCCUGUACCGUGUGGCCCGAGAAGAGGGUCUGAAGAAGCUGUUCUCAGGCGCAACCAUGGCGUCCAGUCGAGGGAUGUUGGUCACCGUGGGCCAGCUGUCCUGCUAUGACCAAGCCAAGCAGCUGGUCCUCAGCACGGGCUACUUGUCCGACAGCAUCUUCACUCACUUUAUCGCCAGCUUCAUUGCGGGUGGAUGUGCCACAUUCCUGUGCCAGCCCCUGGAUGUGCUGAAGACCCGGCUGAUGAAUGCCAAGGGCGAGUAUCGGGGUGUUCUGCACUGUGCCAUGGAGACAGCGAAGCUGGGGCCACUGGCCUUUUACAAGGGCCUCGUGCCUGCUGGUAUCCGCCUCAUGCCCCACACCGUGCUCACGUUUGUGUUUCUGGAACAGCUUCGCAAGCACUUUGGCAUCAAAGUGCCAUCCUGA
Molecule: messenger RNA, 864 nt
Organism: Rangifer tarandus platyrhynchus (Svalbard reindeer)
Lineage: Eukaryota; Metazoa; Chordata; Mammalia; Artiodactyla; Cervidae
Source: the annotation of a GenBank genome assembly